UCUUAUUCCACCAUAAUACUACAUUUCUCCCCACUCACUUUAAAACUUAAAACCCACCUUGACUUGUCUCCCUUAAAAGACCCCAAAAAAGAUUUCCUAUACAAAUUCCAAACCGAGUUACUAACUCACUGAGUUAAUACAAUGAUGAUGAUCCAUCGCCAACAUCCAACGGUUGAAGUUCCACCAUGGGAUCCACCUUACGAAGAUCCAACCACACCCAUUUUCUCUCCUCAAACAAACGAUUAUUUCUCCGCGUUAAGGCGUUACUUGCCGUCUUCUGAGUUUGAUGAUGAGUCCGACAACGAGUCAUCGGAUUUACCCUUUGACUCGUUUACGUGCGACAACUUCCGAAUGUACGAGUUUAAGAUACGGAAGUGUGCACGUGGGAGGUCACAUGAUUGGACGGAGUGUCCGUACGCUCAUCCUGGUGAGAAGGCUAGGAGGAGGGACCCACGUAAGUACCAUUACUCUGGUACGGCGUGUCCUGAGUUUCGCCGUGGUAGUUGUCGUAAGGGCGACUCUUGUGAGUUCGCACACGGCGUGUUCGAGUGCUGGCUACACCCCGCUCGAUACCGCACACAGCCCUGCAAGGACGGACCACACUGCAAGCGCCGCGUCUGCUUCUUCGCACACUCCCCCGACCAGCUCCGCGUCCUCCCCGAGUCUCCCACGAGUCGACUCGGUUGCGACUCGCUCAUCCGCGAUUCGCCUCCGGGUAGGCUCGGGUACGACUCGGUGCUGCGCGUGCUCCCCGAGUCGCCGCCGAGUCGACUCGGAUGUAUCGUUCCCGAGUCUCCGCCGAGUCGACUCGGGUGUGACUCGGUGGGGUUUUCACCGACGUCGGUGUUUGACUCGUUUCCUGAGUCGCCGCCGAUGUCGCCGAGUUACGGGUGUGGGUCGGUGAGUGAGUUGGCUAGUGCGAUGAGGGGGAUGCAGUUGGGGAAGAUGGGGAUGGUGGGAGCGAGGAAUGGCUGUGGUGGUGGUGGUAAUGUGUGGGGUGUGCAGAUGGGGAGUCCGAGGAGUUAUAUGGGGUGUGGGAAUGGGAUGAGUUUGCCGACGACACCAACUCGUGGUGGUGGGGCGGUGGUUAGGUCACCGACUCGGUGUUCUGGGCUUGGUUUUUUUGAUCCGUGGGAGGUGACGAUAGAGGAAGAGGUGCCAAUGGAGCGAGUCGAGUCAGGGAAGGAUUUGAGGGCGAGGAUGUAUGCGAGGUUGAGUAAGGAGAACUCGUUGGUGAGUGAUCGAGUUGACUCAGUGAGUUCUGGGCCUGAUUUUGGGUGGGUUUCUGAGUUGGUUCAGUGAUUGAUGAAGAUUUUUUUUCGGAGGGUGAAUUUACUGAUUACUGAUUUGUUAUUUUCUGAUUGUGAAUAUGAAGACGAAUUUCAACUUUUGAUUUCGGUGUAAAUAUUGUCUGAAAACAAAAAAAAAAAAAAAAUGGAGGAAAAAUGAAAUGUCUCCUAUUUUGUGGGCUGCUUUUUUGGAGGCAUUUUAGUUGGCGGGGUUAAAGAUGAAGAAGAAGAAAGAAUCAUCAAUGUACAUUUAGCUGUUCAUCCUUUGUUUUGGCUUUUGAGGUAGUCGGAAUUUUUAUCUAAAUUGUUGCCGGUGUUUUUUAAGUUCUGUUCUGAGUUUCCAGAUUAUUGAUUUUCUGAUGUUUAUGAAAGAUAGUACUUAUGUAAUUAGAGCGUCCUUUAUAUUAUUAUCCAUCAAUGUGAAUUGUUAAUCUUAUAAAUGUUUCAAAUAUUUCAAUCCAAUGUUUCUUUUGAA
Beta vulgaris subsp. vulgaris (sugar beet) is the source of this 1764-nucleotide messenger RNA. RefSeq names its product zinc finger CCCH domain-containing protein 23. Lineage: Eukaryota; Viridiplantae; Streptophyta; Magnoliopsida; Caryophyllales; Amaranthaceae. The transcript has a single exon. Gene Ontology annotation, molecular function: metal ion binding. Bases 142 to 1302 code for a protein of 386 amino acids. The record is from RefSeq and is a predicted model, not a curated record.